Coregonus clupeaformis (lake whitefish) is the source of this 1351-nucleotide messenger RNA. RefSeq names its product WD repeat domain, phosphoinositide interacting 2 (gene wipi2). Gene Ontology annotation, molecular function: phosphatidylinositol-3,5-bisphosphate binding; protein binding; phosphatidylinositol-3-phosphate binding. The transcript is spliced from 13 exons. The annotation marks the transcript as partial. Gene Ontology annotation, cellular component: phagophore assembly site membrane; extrinsic component of membrane; cytosol. Gene Ontology annotation, biological process: nucleophagy; autophagy of mitochondrion; protein localization to phagophore assembly site. The record is from RefSeq and is a predicted model, not a curated record. NCBI's taxonomy places the organism in Eukaryota, Metazoa, Chordata, Actinopteri, Salmoniformes, Salmonidae.
ACCGCCCAUGCGCAGAAAGAGCGGGCAACAGUGACUGAGAAAAACAACAACAAUCGUUGGAACAAGGGAAGAGACGAGCGAGAUGGCUCCAUGAAUACAGGCAAAACUUCAUUCUUACCCAGUUACUAUCCACAACCUACCCGACUGCUGCUUUCUCCCGAGGCUUGAUUAGAUGGUGCCGGGCCCAUGAACUUGGCUAGUCAGAGCGGGGAGGCCGGCUGUAGCCAGCUCCUCUUUGCCAACUUUAACCAGGACAACACGUCUUUAGCUGUUGGAACCAAAUCAGGCUACAAGUUCUUCUCUCUAUCGUCUGUGGACAAGUUGGAGCAGAUUUAUGAAUGUACGGACACGGAGGAUGUGUGUAUUGUAGAGCGUCUGUUCAGCAGUAGUCUGGUGGCCAUCGUCAGUCUGAAGGCUCCCAGGAAGCUGAAGGUCUGUCACUUCAAGAAGGGAACAGAGAUCUGCAACUACAGUUACAGCAACACGAUACUGGCUGUCAAGCUCAACAGACAGAGGCUGAUAGUAUGUCUGGAGGAGUCUCUUUACGUCCACAACAUCAGAGACAUGAAGGUCCUGCACACCAUCAGAGAGACGCCUCCCAACCCCUCAGGGUUGUGUGCGCUCUCCAUCAGUAAUGACAACUGUUACCUGGCCUACCCCGGCAGCGCUACCAUCGGAGAGGUCCAGGUGUUCGACACGGUGAACCUGAGGGCCGCCAACAUGAUCCCAGCCCAUGACAGUCCGUUAGCAGCUCUGGUGUUUGAUGCUAGCGGAACCAAACUGGCCACAGCCUCGGAGAAGGGUACGGUGAUUCGUGUGUUCUCCAUCCCUGAGGGACAGAAACUGUUUGAGUUCCGUCGAGGAGUCAAAAGGUGUGUGUCUAUCUGUUCCCUGGCCUUCAGUAUGGAAGGUCUCUACCUGUCAGCAUCCAGCAACACUGAGACGGUCCACAUCUUCAAACUGGAGAUUCAGAAAGAGAAGCCUGCGGAGGAGCCCACUACAUGGGGUGGUUACUUUGGGAAGGUGCUGAUGGCAUCCACCACCUACCUGCCCUCUCAGGUGACAGAGAUGUUCACUCAGGGACGAGCCUUCGCCACCGUACGACUGCCCUUCUCUGGACACAAGAACAUCUGCGCUCUGGCCCUGAUCCAGAAGAUUCCUCGUCUCCUGGUCGCAGCAGCUGAUGGAUAUCUGUACCUCUAUAACCUGGAUCCACAGGAGGGAGGAGAGUGCUCACUGAUGAAACAACACAGGUUAGACGGCGGUGCUGAGCCGCCCAAUGAGAUCCUGGAACAGGGGUCACAUGACCGACCCCUUACCACACAGACCUACAACACUGCUGGGAUGAAAG